Heterostelium album PN500 is the source of this 2454-nucleotide messenger RNA. RefSeq lists its product as uncharacterized. Gene Ontology annotation, molecular function: chromatin binding; protein binding. Bases 1 to 2454 code for a protein of 817 amino acids. NCBI's taxonomy places the organism in Eukaryota, Evosea, Eumycetozoa, Acytosteliales, Acytosteliaceae. Gene Ontology annotation, biological process: synaptonemal complex assembly; mitotic sister chromatid cohesion; replication-born double-strand break repair via sister chromatid exchange. Gene Ontology annotation, cellular component: cohesin complex; synaptonemal complex. The transcript is spliced from 4 exons. The record is from RefSeq and is a predicted model, not a curated record.
AUGUUCUUUUCACAGAUUGUCUUGGCCAAGAGAGGUCCUCUUGCCAAGAUUUGGCUUGCCGGUCAUUGGGAUAAGAAGCUAACAAAAAAGAAUAUCUUUAAGACUAAUAUUCCUAAAUCAAUCAGAUAUAUUAUAAAUCCACAUCUUCCGAUGGCUCUUCGUAUGACAUCACAUCUUUUGCUUGGUGUCGUUCGUAUUUUCUCGAAAAAAGUUAAAUUCCUCUUGGAUGACUGUGGUGAUGCCGUAGCCAGAUUCAAAGGUACUACGAAAAUAGCAACACCAGGUAUUACAUUGACAGUUGCAGAGGAAGAAGAAGAUCCACAAACUUUAGCUGCAACAUCGAAACCAAUCAAUAUAGCUCAACAGAUCGAUGAUUAUCUUCGUGGUGUUGAUAGAAUCGAAGACUUGGUUAUUGAUAGAUUUUUUGAAUCAAAGAAUUUCCAACAACUCUACAUCGAUACAAUGAAGUCAGCUGCUGCACCAUAUACACCAGCUGGUAAAGGAAAACAACAGCAACAAUCAUCAACAGUGUCUGGAGAUCAACCACCAACUACUCCAGGACAAGAUUUGAUACAGAGUGAAGAUGAAAGUGGUACUCCUUCACAUCUCGAUGUGCUUAAACAACAACGUCUAGAUAGAGACAUUGAAGAUGAGCUGAAUAGAAUGGAGGCAAGACGUCAGGAGGAUGUUGAUGAUGAGAUGGUAUUGCCUGGACAACCACCCAAGGGUCAAGAAGAUUCGUUCAUUGGCUACAAAGAAUGGAUGGAGAACUAUCAUGCCGACGAGAUGAUUAUAAGAGGUGCACAGCGUCCCUCCAUUCAGAUCACACCACAGCGACCAAGUCUGCCAGGUGGUAGCGAAGAGCAAAAGAAAAAGUUUGGUACCGAACUCUCAAUCGAUGAGGAAUUCCCACCACCCUCUCCAGAGUCACCGUAUCGCGCACCAAAAGAGAUGUCUGGCUAUGACCAGGAGCUACUCAUUCAACUACCAACUACAGAGAUCACCGGUGAAUUCGAUCCAAAUCAAUUCUACCAAGCCGAGGAAGUCGAUAAGCUUUUGGAGCCAGCAAAUGAGUUUGUAGAGUUUGACAAGGAUAUGUUCCCAACAGCUGAUGAACCCGAUGUCAACGCUGGAAUGGAGAUUGAAACACACGCUGGAAUGGAGUUUGACUACGGUGGAGGUGAAAUGCCCGACACUGAACCACAACCACAAGAAGAUAUUACAAAGGCAGCAUUGAGCGAAGAGGAAAAGCAACACACAACAGACUCUGAGGCCAACACACAAAGAAAAGUACUGCCUGUCAUUCCAUUGGUUGGACCAAGUGAAAAGGAAAAAGAAAAAGAAAAAAAAGAAAAGAAAAAAACUCCUUCCGUUCGUAGAUACCGACACAAUGUGUUUAGUGAAGCGGAAAUCAACAAACUGAAAAACCAUGCCAAUCUUUUAUUGGCACCACACACAUCACUGCCAACCUCAAACAAUGAAUUCAAAGUCGCCACCAACACAAGCGUGAUGCCAGGACCAAAAUACUCGUUGCUCUUGCCAAUCAGAAGAAAGAUGAAUCUAAAGAUUGUCAACUACUUUAGAGAUAUCUUCCAGCAUAAAUAUACCGAUGUCUUGUCAGCGGAAGACAUUAACCAGCUCAACUACAUCAAAGCAAACAAGAUACAUCACUCACUGAAGGAAUACGCCGGUCAGGGUGUGGAAUUCGACAGCCGAAUGAAGGAGGGACUCGGUAUCCCAGCUGAUGCCGACUUUGAAAACGUCUCAUUAAAGGAACAAAUCAUUCAAAAGAACGUAACCUCACACAUUGAAGACUCAAGACACAUCACACCAAACAAGAGAAGAAAAUUCGAUUUGGAUAUCACCGUCGAGGAAGAAGAGAGUUUGCUGGCCGAUUUGGAAAAGGAGUUGGAUCAACUGGCAAUGAAACCGGCUCUGCCGUCGGUGGGUGAAGAAAUUCAAGACUACAAACAGCAACCGGGCAGUCCAAUCGGUGGAGAGACUCAUGGAAUCGACACUCACGAUAUGUUUAACUAUGAUGACUAUCAGGGUGGUGGUGAUUAUCCGCAGGACGAUGAUCUGGCCAAUGCCGGACUCAGUCCAAUUCCACAUCAACAGCAAGAGGCAGACGACAGUCUUUACAAAACUCCGCAAUCAACAAAGAAAACACCAGGACCCGGUACUUGGACGCCAAGAACAGCCACAAUGCACAACGUUCUCAAUUCAUAUUUUUCCACCAGCAAAUCAACAACCAUUCAAUUCAAUUCACUCGUUUCUGACAAACAAACAAGAGUCGCCGUCGCAGGAACUUUUUAUGAACUGCUUGUACUCAAAACAAAAGGACUGGUGCAAGUUCAACAAGAUGAAUCCUAUGGUGAUAUUUUAAUUACAAAGACAGAGCAAUUCCAUCAAACUAAAACUUGGGCUAAAACUGUCGAGGGUAGUUUAGAAUAA